Dicrocoelium dendriticum is the source of this 4478-nucleotide messenger RNA. The record is from the annotation of a GenBank genome assembly. NCBI's taxonomy places the organism in Eukaryota, Metazoa, Platyhelminthes, Trematoda, Plagiorchiida, Dicrocoeliidae.
CUGCAGCAACAAGCACAAUUUGAGGCAUCCCAACUCAGGCUGAUCGAAACUCUUACGCGCCAACUCUCAAUCCAGAACGGUUCACUGUCUACAAACGUCAAGCCGUCCGCAUCGGUAGACGCCAUCACUAACAGCAUUACCGAAUUUUCGUACGACCCCAAUGCUGGCCUAACUUUUGAAUCUUGGUUCAAGCGUUAUGAAGAUGUGUUCCGCGUUGAACUUGGAGACCAUGAUGACGAUUGGAAAGUCCGAUUGCUGUUAAGGAAACUUGGAACAGCAGAGCACUCCAGGUAUGUCAACUUUAUUUUGCCUAAGAACGCUCGAGACUGCACUUUUGAGGAGACUGUCAAAUGCUUGGGCCAAAUAUUUGGAGAGCAGUCAUCCAUCUUCAACACGCGAUAUCAAUGCCUGAAGAUCACCAAGGCAGACGCUGAUGACUACGUCACUUAUGCUGGCAUCGUCAAUCGCGAGUGUGAAAAAUUCGACAUCAAAUCCAUUACGGCAGAUCAAUUCAAAUGCCUGAUUUUUAUCUGUGGCCUACAUUCCCCACGGGAUGCAGAGAUUCGCACCAGGCUGCUGAGUAAACUUGAACAAGACCAGCAAAUGACUCUACAGACCAUAACUACUGAAUGCCAACGAUUGCUGAACCUCAAGCAUGACACUCUUAUGCUGGAGAAACAACAAUCCAUUCCAAAUCUUAGUGUAUUAAAGACAACCUCAAAGAAACCGCUUUCAAGUGAAACAGGCCAUGAAAAGCCCAGACAGAAUACCAAGCCGCCGACUGCCUGUUGGAGAUGUGGUGAGUGGCAUUUUGUUCGAGUGUGUCCAUUCCUGCAACACGUUUGCCACAAGUGUCAUAAACGGGGCCAUAAGGAAACGCACUGCCGAUGCAGACCGCAGUUCAAGCGUGCAAGACAUACGCGACCGCAUUCAACUGUUCCCAAAAGAUUCAGCAACUAUAGUACGGUUCAAGCGGCCUACUCUGAUGAACAUGUGGCUCGCAGAAAGUACGUCAGAGUUCACCUGAACGGGCAUCAAGUGCGUCUUCAGCUUGAUACAGCCUCGGACAUCACAAUUAUCUCCAGCAAAACUUGGCAAUAUAUUGGUGCUCCGUCAAUCAACCGAACGACACAUGUUGCACUUAACGCUUCAGGAGAUCAACUUAAUCUCAUUGGUGAGUUGCAGUGUGAAAUGGUUUUUGGCGCUGCUCGGGCAAACGGUGUCGUGUACAUUACGGGCCUGUCACAUUUGAAUCUUCUUGGACUCGACUGGAUCCAGAAGCUCCACCUGUUCGACAUCCCCCUGAGUCAAGUCUGCAAUACCCUCCGGCUCGGAUAUACGAGGCCCUCUUCAGAAGGUGACGGACCAAACAUCAACCUGAUCGAGCAGCUACGAAGGAAAUUCCCGGCUGUGUUUUGCAACGACUUGGGAAGAUGCACAAAGACCAAAGCAAGCCUUACUCUCAAAGACGGUGCCAAACCCGUAUUCCGACCCAAAAGACCGGUACCGUACGCUGCGCUGCCGAUUGUUGAUGCGGAACUUGAUCGUUUGGAGCGGGCAGGCGUCAUCCAACCUGUGAACUAUUCAGCGUGGGCAGCACCUAUUGUUGUCGUCAAGAAGACCAAUGGAGCCGUUCGUAUCUGUGCUGACUACUCUACGGGAUUGAAUGCUGCUUUGAAAAUGCACCAGUAUCCUUUGCCAGUCCCAGAAGAUUUAUUUGCUAAGCUCAGUGGUGGCGCUUACUUUGCAAAGCUAGAUUUAUCAGAUGCUUAUCUUCAAAUUGAAGUCGACGAUGCUUCAAAGGAAUUGCUGGCAAUCAAUACGCAUCGAGGUUUAUACCAGUUCAACCGUUUGCCGUUUGGUGUCAAAUCAGCUCCCGCGAUUUUCCAACAAAUUAUGGAUACGAUGUUAGCUGGGUUAUCAGGAGUCGCAGCUUACUUGGACGACAUCAUAAUCAAAGCGUCUACCUUCCGAGAGCUGACGGAAAGACUGGAAGCAGUUCUCCACCGCGUUAACGACUACGGUUUCCACUUGAAAGCAGAAAAGUGCAAUACCGGCAUGAAGUGUGUAAAGUAUCUUGGCUUCAUCAUCGACAAGGAUGGCCGUCGUCCGGAUCCUUCCAACAUAAGCGCCAUAAGACAGAUGCCUCCACCUGACAAUGUGGCGAAGCUCAGAUCAUUCUUGGGGUUGAUCAGUCAUUACAGCUCUUUUGUGCCCGAAAUGCAUCGGCUACGAGGACCACUCAAUGAACUUCUGGUAAAGGAUCGCAAAUUUGUGUGGUCUCCUGAAUGUCAAGCCGCAUUUGAUAAUGUCAAGUCUAUAUUGUGUUCUGACCUAUUGCUAACGCAUUUCAAUCCGGAGCUGGAGAUCGUAGUUGCUGCUGAUGCGUCAGACUACGGAAUUGGAGCAGUCAUAUCCCACAUUUUCCCCAAUGGUUCGGAGAAAGCUGUGGCGCAUGCGGCCAGAUCACUCACCCCAGCGGAACGUAACUAUGGACAAAUCGAGAAAGAAGCUUUAGCCAUAGUGUUUGCAGUCAAGCGAUUUCACAAAAUGCUCUACGGACGAAAAUUCACGCUGUUUACUGACCACAAACCCUUGGUCGCAAUCUUUGGAUCAAAGAAAGGCAUUCCGGUCUGCACGGCCAGUCGUCUCCAACGCUGGGCAACGGUUCUACUUGGUUACGAUUUCGUCGUCAAAUAUCAAUCUACACACAACAUUGGUCAAGCAGAUGCGUUAUCUCGUUUAAUUGGUACACAACAUCAAGAACCAGAGGAUUUGGUAGUUGCUCAAAUCUCCGUAGAACCCCAAGUACAGCAAGUUGUGUCUGAUAUUUUCGGUGCCUUACCAGUAACAUUCGAAAUGGUGCGGGAAGCGACCCAGCAUGAUUCUACCCUUCAACAAGUGAUUGAUUUCCACCUCAAUGGAUGGCCUAAGAGAGUUACAACGCCGGAGCUUCAACAAUUCCACCAACGGAAGGAAGCACUAUCGGUCGUCAGAAACUGCCUGCUGUUCUCAGAUCGCGUCGUCAUUCCACACAUCCUUCAAGAUAGAGUCCUCCGACAAUUUCAUACUGGCCACCCGGGAAUGAAUCGCAUGAAAUCCCUGGUACGAAGCUAUGUGUAUUGGCCCUAUAUGGAUUCCCAGAUCGAGAGUUUAACCAAGAAUUGUCCCCGAUGUGCUAGUGUAUCAAAACAACCAAGGAAGACGGAAUUGCAAUCCUGGCGAAUACCAACGGAACCAUGGUCAAGGGUACACAUCGACUUUGCAGGUCCAAUUGAUGGUCACCAUUUUCUCAUUGUUGUCGAUGCCCACAGUAAAUGGCCGGAGGUGAUUCCAAUGGUCAGAACCACAGCAGCAGCCACUGUCUCCGCUCUUCGACAGAUAUUUUCUCGUUUCGGUGUUCCCCACACGUUGGUUUCGGACAAUGGAACACAAUUUACCUCAUCUGAAUUUGUCGUCUUCUGUCGCAGAAACGCGAUCGUCCACGUAAGGUCUCCACCCUUCCACCCACAAUCGAACGGGCAAGCGGAACGAUUUGUGGAUACCCUCAAAAGAGCUUUGCUAAAGAUGAAGGGGGAAGGUACCUUGGAGGAGAUUCUUGACACAUUUCUGCUGACGUAUCGCACAACUCCGAAUCCGCAGACACCGAACGCCCUAUCUCCGGCUGAAACUUUGUUUCAAAGGAAAAUCCGUGUGCCGCAUGAUGCCCUCAGGCCCAGGAAGGAUCAGUUGCUGUCCCGCAACUAUCAGAUGGAGCGACAAUUCAACAUCCGACACGGUGCUCGGAAGCGAAGCUUUAAUGUUGGUCAACAAGUUCUGGCGAGAGACUAUCGCAUCCACUAUCCUAAAUGGGCUAUGGGCCAUGUACUAUACAAACGUGGUAACGUGAUAUACGGUAUCCAGGUUGGGACGGCAGUUUGGGUAAGACAUGCCAAUCAGCUGCUAGCGGCACGGACUGGGGAACAAGUGCAACAACAAGUACCAGCAACGCAGUUACCUCUGGACAUCCUGGCCGACGCCAGUGAAGCGACGACUCCCCCGCAUGCCCCAACACCGCAAGCACAAAAUUCACCCCGAAACCUAGCAGCACAGCGGCCGAAGCGGCGACGCAAAUUCGUAUCACCCAUGCAAGUCAACCCCAAGCUGAAAUCGUACAACACAACUCAAAGGGGGGAAGUGUUAGGAAGGAAUACACGAGUCGAACAAGCCAGGACCCCAUCGCCUCGGCCGGCUAUCCAAACCCAUCCGCCCUGAUUGGGGCGAACAGAGAGCCAACCAGGAGAAGCGGCCAAUGAACGCUAGGUUGAAGUUCUUUUAUUGGCUGUAAGUUAACCUUUCCAGAGCUUUCCACGGUCGCUUUAAAUAUAUUGUUCACGAACUUUCCAAUUUACCUUUAUAAUGAACGGUGUGAUUUGCUAAUUCAUUCCUGUUGCCCUGCUCGUCCGAUUCGUCUUCUCUCUGUCCUGUGGGGGGCCAGC